This is a messenger RNA of Pseudozyma hubeiensis SY62, 1329 nucleotides long. Its product is annotated as metallo-beta-lactamase domain protein. The transcript has a single exon. The record is from RefSeq and is a predicted model, not a curated record. Bases 1 to 1329 code for a protein of 442 amino acids. Lineage: Eukaryota; Fungi; Basidiomycota; Ustilaginomycetes; Ustilaginales; Ustilaginaceae. Gene Ontology annotation, biological process: secondary metabolite biosynthetic process.
AUGGCAGAAGCACGCAAGGCGGUCGAGGAUCUCGUGCGCCUCUCGAGCCGCGUCAUCCGUAUCCUCGGCCAGAACCCAGGUCCUUACACUCUGGCAGGGACCAACACCUACCUCGUCUCGACACCGUCCGCUCCCUCGUCGAAGCUCGCCUCGCGCCCUUCCAUCUUGGUCGACACGGGCGAAGGCACCGAAUCGUACAUCCCGCUUCUGGAACGUGCGCUCAAAGGAGCCGUCGACAGCGAUUCUGCAAGCAAGGCGUCCACCUCAAGACGGCAGGAUGCGAUGGAGGAGGAUGAAGACGACGAGGACGAUCUCACGUCGUGGAUCUCGGACAUUGUUUUGACGCACAAGCAUCAUGACCACGUAGGUGGUUUGCCUUCCAUUCUGUCGCUGCUCUCCAAGUUGAGAGCAGAAGCGACAGUGACGCUGCCAGCGCCGAGGAUACACAAGUUCCUCGAUGCCGAAUCCGACCCGCAACUGGUCAAGAUGCUGCACGGUCUACCUCAGGGCUCUUUCACUCCGUUCAGCGAGACCGAGGGCGCAGCUUCGCCGCUCUGGCCACUCCAGGAGGGCUCAAUUAUUCACGUGACGAACGAGGAUGUCACUGCUUCGUUGCAAGUACUGCAUACUCCUGGUCACACGGCCGACCACAUCUGCCUCUUGUUGAACGAGGAAAAGACGCUUCUCACCGGCGACCACGUUCUCGGUCAAGGCACGACCGUGUUCGAAGAUCUUACGGCGUACAUGUCGAGUUUGCGAAAAUGUACGCGCGCGUUGGAGCAGUUGGGACCUUCGCAGGUGGAAGCAGCAACGGCAACCACGAGCAGCGAGAACCGACUGUAUCCUGCACACGGUCCUGUGGUGGAGGAGGGCAAAAAGAUGCUCAAACAGUAUCUGGAUCAUCGACUCGAACGCGAAGCGCAGGUGGUGGAGCUGCUCAAGACAUCACCAGAUGGAGAGCAGACACAAAGCACAUUGUCUACGGUCACAGUCGCAGGUACAGAAUACGGAUUGGGAUCGCCAUGGAAGAUCCGACAAAUGGUGCUCAAGCUGUACUCCAACUACCCGGAGAACCUGUUCCCAGCCGCAGCUCGUGGGUUGUACCUGCACUUGCGGACGUUGUCGUCGCCGGAUGUCGAGCAGGGUAAGCCAUCGAGGGUGAGGUGUUUGCAGACGACAUCGUUUGCCAGGAGAGCGUCGGCGGGAGCAGGGGAGGAUGUCGGAAACUGUCCGCCCAUGCCGAGCAGCGACGCGGAAUGGGUCGAGGCGAUGGAGCUGGAUUGGGCGCUGCUGGUGGAGCCUUCUUCGUCGUUGCAGUCCGCUUUGUAG